Molecule: messenger RNA, 1515 nt
Organism: Periconia digitata
Lineage: Eukaryota; Fungi; Ascomycota; Dothideomycetes; Pleosporales; Periconiaceae
Source: the annotation of a GenBank genome assembly
UUGAGAAGGAUUGCAGAUCAGACGAAAAAAGACAUGUCUUCGAAAUCGGAUACGCCUUCGAGUAAGAACCCGCCGGGGGGUAAUUUCACAUUGGACACACGGUCGCUCCAGCUCCCCACGGGCUCGAAACCAGAUCAACCCACGCCGCCAGCACCAGCAGCUCCAAAACCGCUCUCGGAACCCGCAAAGGCAGAUCUCCGCACUUUCAUAGAAUCCUACACCAGCGGGCCGACACCAAAACUCCCCGGCGCACUCGUCCACAUCAUCGACACAUCCUCCAACGAGCUCUUCUCCUACGGUACCCAUAACUCCAGUAUCGGCCGCGCGCUCUCACCAACGGAGACGGUCGCGGUGACGUUUUCCGUCAGCAAAGUGAUUGGCGCGAUCGCGUUCCUGCAGCUCGUUGAUCGGGGAUUGGUCCAGCUAGACGACCCGCGUGUCAUCGCGGACAAACUCCCCGAGCUAGCGAGGAAAAAAGUCCACGUAGGCACCAAGGAGAACGAAGACGGGACGAAAGAAUGGAUGUUUGAAGAUCGCAAAACAGAUAUUACGCCCAGGAUGCUGAUGAGUCAUUCCUGGGGAGGCGGGCACUCGCUUUUCCACAGCGCGUUGGCGGAUUGGAUGGGGAGGCCCGAGAGGGGUGUGAGCCAUAUGGAGUGUAACGAGACGAAUGACUGGUAUUCUACUAUUCUGGAUGUGCCUUUGUUGUAUCAGCCUGGUACGAAGGCGCUGUACUCGCACGGCCCAAAUUGGAUUUCGGUGCUGCAUGAGCGGAUUACAGGACGUAGGCUUGAUGAGUAUAUGCAGGAGGAGAUGUUUGGGAAGAUGGAGUUGAAGAAGAUUGGGUUUGAGGGACAGUAUAUGGGGGAGGUUGCGGCGAGGAAGGAGGGGGAGAAAGAGGGUCCUUAUUGGCCUAAUACGUUUCUACGGGAUGGCAAGUUUGUUCCCUUUUCGGGGACUAAUGAGACUUGGAUGGAAAAGAUUGAGAGGCCGGAUGCGUUUCCUGUGGGCAAGCACCAUUGGAUACCGACGGAUUCGGGCAUCGUGGCUGCAGUUGCGGAUGUGGCGAGACUCCUAUCCAUCCUCGCGUUGCCCAAUGCUGGACUGGAUCCUGUAACAGGCAACAGGAUCUUGAGCGCAGAGGCAGUGAAGCAAAUUACGAGUCCACAGUUGCCCGAGGGUAUCAAGAACACUGGUAGACACAUCAUUUCUGAGACCGUUCCGGAUGCUCUAUACCCGGUAGACCUGGAAGCAGAACACAACGAUCCUGGGGGAUGCUUUGGGCUCUGCGGAAAUGUGCAGAAAAAAGAUCGAAUCCUGAAAAGCGGGAAGAAAGGUCGCAGCAAGGGAACUUUCUCAUGGUAUGGGGCAGCCAAUACCGAGUACUGGGUCGAUAGCGAGAAAGGCAUCAUAGCCGUACUGAACGGGAAUUGCCGACCGUGGAACCUGGAUGUCUGGCUUGGGUUGAGGGACGGGGUCGAGGAGAGGAUCUAUGCAGCUCUAGAAAAGGCCUGA